AUGGCUAAAUAUGCUGAGGGCUAUCCCAACAGUCGUUAUUACCAAGGCUGUAAAUAUGUUGAUAAAAUAGAAAGUUUAGCAAUUGAGUUAGCAAAAAAACUUUUUGGUGCUGAGCAUGCUAAUGUGCAACCUCAUUCGGGGGCUCAGGCUAAUCAGGCAGUUUAUUUGGCUCUUUUAAGACCAGGUGACACCAUAUUGAGUCUAGAUUUAUUGGCUGGAGGGCAUUUGACUCACGGGGCCAAAGUUAAUUUUUCAGGAACAAUUUAUAAAAUUUAUUGUUACAAUCUAGACCCCGACACACAAAAGUUAGACUAUGAAAAAAUUAGAAAGAAAGCACGUGAAGUAAGGCCUAAACUAAUUAUUGCUGGCUAUAGUAGUUAUAGUUUAAAAAUAGACUUUGCUAAGUUCCGGGAAAUUGCUGAUGAAGUAGGUGCUUUUCUCUUGGCUGACAUUGCCCAUGUUGCUGGCUUGGUGGCAACCGAUUUGUUUCCUAAUCCGGUUCCCCACGCUGAUGUCAUUACUUUUACUACUCAGAAAACAUUGCGUGGUCCUCGGGGAGGAGUAAUUUUAUCCAAAAAAGAAUUAGGGGAGAAAAUAGAUAGAGCAGUUUUUCCAGGAAAUCAGGGAGGACCCAAUAUUGCUACCAUUGCUGCUAAAUCUCAAUGCUUUUCGAAGGCCAGCCAACCAGAAUUUAAAAAAUAUCAAAAAAAAGUGUUAGAAAAUGCCAAAACGAUGGCUGAUUAUUUUUUGGAAAAAGAAAUAAAAGUAAUCAGCGGAGGUACAGAAACACAUUUACUAGUUAUUGAUACUAAAACAGGUUAUAAUUUAACUGGUAAAGAAGCAGCUCAAAUAUUAGAAAAGACUAAAAUUAAUGCUUCUGACUGUAAUUUUUUCCGCAAAGAAACUAAUUUUCCCGGAGCGUUUACUUUAGCUAUUUUGGCUGAGCCAGAAGUACUAGUUUUAACUGGUAAAGAAAAAUCAAUAAAAUUCCUCCAAAAAAAUGACCCUCUUUUAAACGGUGAGGAACUAAAAAAUGAUAAUCCUUCUCCAAUGCCGACGGACCCUCCUAAGCCAGUUCUGCCAUAUUCUCCUCCUACUCCUACCCUUCCGCCAGACCCAAUUAUUCCUCCGAAAGAAAACUUGAAACCCGAAAGCGACAAUAGCAAUAAAGGGGAGACCAACUUUAAAAAGUUAAACGAAAAGGUGGUUUGA
Paraglomus occultum is the source of this 1212-nucleotide messenger RNA. The record is from the annotation of a GenBank genome assembly. NCBI's taxonomy places the organism in Eukaryota, Fungi, Glomeromycota, Glomeromycetes, Paraglomerales, Paraglomeraceae.